This is a messenger RNA of Didymodactylos carnosus, 429 nucleotides long. NCBI's taxonomy places the organism in Eukaryota, Metazoa, Rotifera, Eurotatoria, Philodinida, Philodinidae. The record is from the annotation of a GenBank genome assembly.
AUGGAAAAAAUAUAUGUACUCGAAGUAACACCAUCAGCAAGUAUCACAUUCGAUUACCCAACUACACCCGAUGAGCAACCACACAGACACCAAGCUAAAUAUUUUCAAAUACCGGAAAGUCGUCUUGGUAAAAUCAGAAGUAUUUUGAGAGCAUGUUUUGGACACUUACGGUCCAAUUUAAAAUUGCUUUGGUUCUGGAUGGCACUUUUAGCAAUUCUAAAUAUAUGUGAAUUAUUGACAACAUUAUUGAAAACAUUGCCAUUCAACCAAAAACAAUUUAUAAAGAAACAUUUGGAUGUAAAUGGAAUCUAUACAGCCAUUAUCUAUACACUGUCAGUUUUAUUACCCGUAUUACCACUUUUUUGUAUUGCCACAGCUGACUGCUAUCUGGCGACAUCUAUCCCGGGUCUACAGAAAACGCUUGCUUAG